Aureobasidium subglaciale EXF-2481 is the source of this 2607-nucleotide messenger RNA. RefSeq names its product glycoside hydrolase family 78 protein. The transcript has 2 exons. Bases 246 to 2396 code for a protein of 716 amino acids. The record is from RefSeq and is a predicted model, not a curated record. Gene Ontology annotation, biological process: carbohydrate metabolic process. NCBI's taxonomy places the organism in Eukaryota, Fungi, Ascomycota, Dothideomycetes, Dothideales, Saccotheciaceae.
UGUCGGACUUGUAGCUGUCUCAAGGCACGAACCCCCCAGGAACUUCAGCGAUGGCUCCGAGGCACGUCUUUCAUGAUUCUGGUUCUAUCAUCUAUAAUGUUCAAAACUCUGGUGCUCGGAGGGCAUUGCACCGAACAUCAGCGGGAUGAUGUAGACAAUGUAGGUACUGGGAAGAGUCGAUAAAAACUCGAGCAUGUCUUCAAUGGACAGCAACAUCAGCUCCAAGCAUACUCAGUAAGGUCAACAUGCAUCGCCAACUCGCUGCGGCUUUGGCUACUUCUUUAGUCGCCUCAGCGUCGACUGUACCUUAUUCUCAAUAUAUCCUCGCGCCUUCGCAACGAGACUUAUCUCCAGUAUCAGUAUAUCGAGCCAAUGGCACCGUGGCCAACGCUGCUGGAGUCACUACCUCUGGAUCUGGAGACACCACAUUCAAUAGUGCCUCAGCUGUCACCUAUGACUAUACCAAGAACAUUGGCGGUUUGGUCUCCUUUGUGGUCAGCGGUUCGUCGGACAACGACCAAUAUAUUGGUAUCUCCUUUACAGAAUCUUCCCUGUGGAUAUCGCCCGAUGGCUCGGAUGCCACCCAAGACAUCGGCAUCGACGAGACAUUGUGGUUCAAAAUCACCGGGCCAGGAAACUACUCUGUCGAACCGCUGCAUGAACGUGGUGGAUUCAGAUAUCUGAAUGUCUAUCACAAUACCACUGGAAAUGUCACGUUGAGUCAUCUGCAAACAUACUUUACUGCCAUGCCGCAUUUCCCUGAUGAUGGCAUUGGCGAGUACACGGGCUAUUUCCAUAGUAACGACGAGAAGCUGAAUCGUGUCUGGUAUGCCGGUGCUUACACAGACCAACUUUGCACCAUUCCUUCGACGUCCGGGAACUCCCUAGUCGACCUCGAUGCUACCGAUCCUAACAUACCAACAGUAUGGUGGUCUAAUAGCACACUUACCAAUGGUAGCUCAGCCUUCACCGAUGGUCCGAAACGCGACAAGUUGAUCUGGCCGGGCGAUUUUGCUAUUUCUGUCCCAGGAGUCUUCCUGUCUACUGAUGACGCUAUCACCGUCAAGCUCUCGCUUCAACAACUGUUUGCUAGUCAAAAUACUACGACUGGAGCACUUCCUUGGUUUGCUCAACCUCUAUAUGCAUUCCCAGAUAAUGGCUUCCUGAAUCUUGGCAGACGAGUCUUCAGCUUCAACUACCAUCUCUUCACUCUACUGGGCCUACAUAACUACUGGAUCUACACUGGCGAUGACGAGUAUCUACAAAAUAACUGGAACAGAUUCAAGCUCGGUCUGAACUACAGCUUGAGUUUCAUAGACGAGACUGGUUUAGCCAAUGUGACUUCCAGCUUCGAUUGGUUGAGAGCAGGCAUGGGAGGCCACAACAUCGAAGCAAAUAGUAUCUUGAAACACACCCUAGAUGUAGCUGUCACACUUGCAUACGCCGUCAACGACACCUCUCAAAUCGCCACUUGGACAAACGCCUCCUCCGCCAUCGUCACCGCCGCAAACACACUUCUCUGGAACUCCACAGCAUCCUUCUUCAAAGACAACGAAACCACCACCCUCUACCCCCAAGACGGAAACGUCUGGUCCAUCAUCUCCGGCCUCGCCUCCCCUUCCCAAAGCACCGCCAUCUCCACCGCCCUUUCCGCACGAUGGGGUCCUUACGGCGCUCCAGCCCCCGAAGCCGGAACCACAGUCUCACCCUUCAUCACAGGCUUUGAAUUACAAGCACAUUUCCUCGCCGGUGCACCUCAACGCGCAAUAGAUCUCAUGCGCUUCAUGUGGGCGGACUUUAUGCUCGACGACCCUCGCAUGACGAACAGCACAUAUAUCGAAGGCUACGAUACCAGUGGCUCCCUCCAUUACCCAGCUUAUGCAGACGACGCCCGCAUUUCUCACUCCCAUGGUUGGAGUUCUGGGCCUGUACUUGCUCUUUCUACUUUUGCGGCUGGUUUGCAUGUGCUGAAUUCUACGCAUUGGGUUGCGCAUCCUCAGCCUGGUAAUUUGACGAGGGUGGAAGCUGGGUUCAAGGUUGGGCAUGGGUUCUACGCCGCGAACUACUCGAGUACUGCCGAGGGAGCGAGGUAUGAGCUUUCUACGCCUGAAGGUACGAGGGGAAGUCUUGUGCUUGAUACUCCUGAGUGUAAUGCUAGGAUAAGCAUUACAGGUGUCAUUGGUAGUGGUGGUAAACAUGCUAGAGCUGAUGACCACGGGCAUGUUAAGAAUUUCCACUGGGCGAAGAAGGUUCAGAGUCAUGGUGCGGCAGCCAGUCCUUGGAAAUGUGGCGUAUGGGGACCGUCGACUCCAGAGUAUGAGACUGCGUCUGACGAUACUGUCACGGUGGAUAAUCUCGCAGGAGGAAACUAUACAGUACUCAUCACAUGUAUUUAAGAUUGAGAAGGAGGCUUCGGAGAGCCAGAGAUAUAGAUUGAUGAAAUAUCACUCUUCCUCGUCACCACCAUUUCCUUCCUCUUUGACUCCUCCAACAUCAAAGAAUCUAACACUCCUCCCCGUUUGUUGAGCACCAACCCCGUUCGUCCCAAAACCAUUCGCACCUCCAAACCUCGUACGUCGAAAAGUCGCUGGUGUAAAGCUUUCCUCA